CAACUUUUAUGUGGAUGAGGCAUGUUAUGAGGAAUGUUUAACGACAUUGAAACUUCAAAUUAAUCAGUGACCAGUUUAGUGUGUUUGUUCGAGGAGUUGAUGGAAACCCAAAGACUGUUGGAUUCUACAUUGGCAGUGGGAAAAGAGGCAACAUUGUCUGUGUUAAUGGAGAUCACCUGUUGAACAUGCCCGAAAAACACAAGUUGGUUGCUAGAUGCUAUGAGGACUUUAUUCGGCAGUCACCUCUGCAGCCUUGUAUUGUAUUCCAUGAUGGAGGGUACUGGCGAGAGAUUACAGUGAGGACUAAUGCAGCAGGUAACACCAUGGCCAUUGUUUAUUUUCACCCUCAAUGCCUAACCACAGAAGAUAUUUGUAUUCACAAAAAUGCUCUUGUGGAGUACUUCACAAAGGGUCCAGGGUCAGUUUGUGAUCUGGACUCCUUUUACUUUCAGGAGAGCUCUAUGACCCAUUGCAGCCACCAGGAGUCUCCAUACCAGCUCCUUCAUGGGCAGCCACAUAUCCAUGAGGAAGUGUUGGGCUAUACGUUUCGUAUUUCUCCAGAUGCAUUCUUUCAAGUGAACAGGGCAGCAGCAGAGUGUCUCUAUCAGACUGUAGGGGAUCUCAGCCACACCACUAGAAGUGACACUCUACUGGAUGUCUGUUGUGGAACAGGUGCCAUUGGGAUAUCCAUGUCCUCCAGGGUGCAAAAAGUUAUUGGCAUUGAGAUUAUCGAACAGGCAGUGGAGGAUGCAAAAUAUAAUGCUUUGCUCAAUGCAGUGUCUAACUGUGAGUUUUUAGUUGGAAAAGCUGAAGUAGCUGUACCCAAACUCUUACCUUCUCUUGGGUCUGAGGGUGGACUCACUGCAGUGGUUAAUCCAUCCAGGGCGGGACUUCAUUAUCGAGUGAUCAGAGCCCUCCGUAACCACCCCACCAUUCACAGACUUGUAUACAUAUCUUGCAAACCGGGUGGAGAGGCAAUGAGAAACUUCCGAGACUUGUGCUGCAGCUCUGAGCAACAGAGGAAACUCACUGGAAAGCCAUUUGUACCCAAGGUAGCCAUCCCUGUGGACAUGUUUCCACAGACGCUGCACUGUGAACUGAUUCUUGUCUUUGAAAGAUAAGACUGGACAUACAACACUGAGAAUUAGCUUGGAUGAAACCUCCUGUCUAGCAUGGCAUCUGUAACACUUUUAAACAUUACAGUAAAACUGUGCUGUAUACUUAUUUAUUCACAGAAAAUAUUAAUUAUCACAGUUUAACAGGGUAGAGAAAUUACUAUUUAAAACCCUGCAUCCACAUUGCAGGAUUUACUUUUACAUAAGCUGUAAUAAAGUGUAUAGCUUAAAACUGUGAAUCACUGUUUUUGAAUAAAGUAAAAACACAAAGAUU
This is a messenger RNA of Alosa alosa (allis shad), 1389 nucleotides long. It is a transcript of the gene trmt2b, whose product is annotated as tRNA methyltransferase 2 homolog B. NCBI's taxonomy places the organism in Eukaryota, Metazoa, Chordata, Actinopteri, Clupeiformes, Clupeidae. Bases 186 to 1121 code for a protein of 311 amino acids. The transcript is spliced from 2 exons. Gene Ontology annotation, molecular function: RNA methyltransferase activity. The record is from RefSeq and is a predicted model, not a curated record. Gene Ontology annotation, biological process: RNA processing.